Molecule: messenger RNA, 1810 nt
Organism: Pungitius pungitius (ninespine stickleback)
Lineage: Eukaryota; Metazoa; Chordata; Actinopteri; Perciformes; Gasterosteidae
Product: protein lifeguard 3-like
Exons: 12
Coding region: 250-1266 (338 amino acids)
Biological process (GO): negative regulation of apoptotic signaling pathway
Cellular component (GO): Golgi apparatus; endoplasmic reticulum
Source: RefSeq, a predicted model, not a curated record
CAGGAAGUGUUCUUCCCCGCUGUCUCACAUCUGGGUACCGCCGCUCGACACAGAGCAGCAGGGCAGCCAUGAUAACAGACGCACGCGCACGCACAACGUGACGUCAGCCCAGUGUACAGACUCGCCUCCGUACUUCAGAGUAAACAGAGGGCGUGGCCCACACCGGGAAACGCUUCGGUUCGGACAUUACGCCGCUGUGGACGGCAACGACCAGACUGCUUCUCCGCCGGCAUCAUUUACUCUGGCCCAAUGUCCCGGUCCGACUACCCGCCGGUGUACGAUGACUCCCGGGGGCCGCUGUAUGCGCCUCAGGGGGGGAAUUACCCUCCGCCUCCUGCGUACGGAUUCCCUUCUUACGGGGGUCCCCAGAUGGGCCAGCCUCCGGCCCCCUACCCUCCCGGUCCAAGUGCCCCUCUGUUCCCUGGGCAGCCGGGGGGCUUUCCUGGCAUGCCGUACCAAGGACAGCCCCACCAUGGGGGGCCUCCGGGGCCUGCCUACCCCAGCCCCCCGCCCAUGCCCCCCGUCAUGCCGGCCACUAUUUCCUCAGACAUGCUGAGCUCUGGUGACGAGUUUGCGGCGAGCGGCGGCGGUUGGGAUGAACUGAGCAUUCGGCAUGCCUUCAUAAGAAAGGUGUACUUGAUUUUGGCGUCUCAGCUCCUCUUCACCACAGCCAUCGUGGCCGUGUUCACGUUCGUCCAACCUGUCAAAUUGUUCGUGCGACGUAAUCCAGCCGUGUACUGGGCAUCAUAUGGCGUGUACUUCGUCACCCACCUUGUGCUGGUCUGCUGCAAAGGCCCCCGGAGGAAGUUCCCAUGGAACGUCCUUCUACUGUCCAUCUUUACCCUGGCUUUGUCCUACAUGACUGGAUCCAUUUCCAGUUACUAUGACACUAAAGCCGUGUUCCUCGCUCUGGGGAUCACAGCCGUCGUCUGUAUCGCCGUCACGGUCUUCUGUUUCCAGACCAAGGUGGACUUCACCAAGUGCCAGGGCCUUUUCUGUGUCCUCGGGAUCGUGGUGUUCGUGACGGGGAUCAUUUCAGCGAUUGUGCUGUCAUUCAAAUACAUGCUGUGGCUUCACAUGCUGUAUGCAGCUAUAGGGGCCAUCGCUUUCACGUUGUUCCUGGCGUACCACACUCAGCUGCUGUUGGGGAACAGGAAGCACUCCAUCAGCCCGGAGGAGUACGUGUUUGCAGCGCUCUCCCUCUACGUCGACAUCGUUCAGAUCUUCCUCUUCCUGCUGCAGAUCAUCGGUGCUGCGACCAAGUGAUCGGACCUGAAGGGUACUCGACCCAUCCGACGGUCGACGGGGUGCAGACGAGUGCCUUCAAAACAACAUUCCGUGCUUUUUAACACUCGAAUCAGAAACUAUUUCCAAAAUUCUGACGCACUCCGGUGAAAAUGUUUAAGGUUUGAAUUUGAUAUUUUGUCAUAGGUUAAUCCCCUGCACAAAACAAUGCAUCUUGUCUACACCAUUAAGGAACUUAUCAUUAGUUUAAAAGAAAUAUUAAUCCGAAUAUAGACACUGGAAUGUCAUCUGAAGCAUUUAUUCACUGCAAUCCGUAUAUACCCAUGUUUUUCUCUGCAUGUAUUUGUACAUAUUAAUAGACAUGGAGCGGGGAUGACUAUGUAAAUGUUGAGUAAAACGACUCAAUUUAAACUGAUUCCUCCAUGUGAGCAAAAUUUAUUUUUUUGGAGGUAUAAAAUCUGCCGACCAGCUCUGUCACAGGUUGAAGUAUUUAGCGUAUAUUGCCUCAUUUGUUAACUCUUAGCGUGAAGGUUAACAAAUAUAUUUAAACUAUUUUAUUAUUUGC